Molecule: messenger RNA, 476 nt
Organism: Moneuplotes crassus
Lineage: Eukaryota; Ciliophora; Spirotrichea; Euplotida; Euplotidae
Source: the annotation of a GenBank genome assembly
UAUUAAAAAAUUACCAAAAAUAAAAUAUGGCUAACUGCUUGCUUAGAAUAGGAAUACUUAUCAUCUUGGUUAGUCAAGUGUUUCUUGGGUAUAACAGAGUGCUCAAAACUGAUGAAUUUAAUGCAAAAUUCAUAGAGAAAUCUGCCGAGUACCAAUCAGAGAAUAUAGUUCAUAGUAUAGUUUUUGGAGAUAGGGUGAUUGAUGAAAAAGUAUGCGAAGAAGUCUAUUAUCUUGACAUCUUUUAUGAAUUUGUAAUCCCAGUUCUGAUGCUUCUAACUGGAUGGAGAAUUUGGACAGCCUUUAUUCUGCUUCAUUUGGUUGGAUUACCAGCAUUCCUUUAUAAUAUUUCAGGGCAUACCAGAGGAGAAUUUGAAGAAACUAUGAGAAUAAUGAUUUUCAUCCAAAUCCUAGCAGUCCUCUUCUACACAGUAACCAUCAGAUCUCCCAAGAAGGGUCCAAUCGCGCCUCAUCCAUAG